Aspergillus sclerotioniger CBS 115572 is the source of this 153-nucleotide messenger RNA. RefSeq lists its product as uncharacterized. The record is from RefSeq and is a predicted model, not a curated record. Lineage: Eukaryota; Fungi; Ascomycota; Eurotiomycetes; Eurotiales; Aspergillaceae. The annotation marks the transcript as partial. The transcript has a single exon.
AUUGGUGCGGUUCUUCUUUCUGAGCUGGUGCGUGCCCAGUACCCCCCAAUGCUAGAGAGGUUGAUAAUAAUCAACUCUGAACUCCUUUCUGGAGUUAAUAUAACUUAUAAAAAGAUACUAGUAAGAAGAAGUCAUUGUGUAGCUAUUAUCUAG